GACAGCAACAGCAGCACCUUGACAAUCAUGCUCAGCCUCAUCAGAUUACCACGAGUCUUCACCAUCAAUCAAGUUCCCAAAGUUUUUCAUGAGGACAGCAUCAUCUCCGGGUACCGACACCCCCGCAGCUCAGCCACCGACUGCAUCCUGAGCCUGUUUCAGCUGACCAAUGAGACGCUUAACAUCUGGACCCACUUUUUGCCCACCUGGUACUUCCUAUGGAAACUUGUGACGGUGGUGCUGAUGCAGGCAGCAUGGCAGGACUCCUUCACCUGGCCUCUGCUGAUCUUCCUGUUCUCCUGCUGCAUUUAUCCUCUGGCGUCGAGCUGUGCUCACACCUUCAGCACCAUGUCAGCGCGGGCACGCCACAUCUGCUUCUUUUUUGACUAUGGCGCCCUCAGUUUCUACAGCCUGGGGUCAGCGAUCAUCUACUCAGCUUAUAUUUUCCCGGACAAGUGGGUGAACGGCUUGUUUCACCAGAGCUACAUCCCCAUCGCUGUGUUCAACACUGUCAUCUGCACCGGCCUGGCCUGCUACUCCAGGCUUGGCUUACCAUUUCUACAAUAUAAUCAUGACAUCGUAAAGAGAUUCCCCGAGUGCCAGAGUCCAAGGUUCAGCAAAUUUCUUCGUGUUGUUGCCUUUGCCUACCCCUACCUGUUCGACAACAUUCCUCUGUUCUACAGGGUGUUCCUGUGUGUAGGAGAGGGAUGUACAGACAAUGAUACCAACAUCCUCCACUACAACCACAUCGCAUUGGCUUUCCUCACAGGCUUCCUGUUUGCCACACAUUUGCCCGAGCGCCUGGCACCUGGCAGCUUCGACUACAUAGGUCACAGCCACCAACUCUUCCAUGUGUGCGGCAUCCUCGGCACCCACUUUCAGAUGAAGGCCGUUGAACAGGACAUGGUGACGCGACGCCCCUGGCUCCUCGAACACUCUAUUCCUGUCACAUUUUCCAACUCUGUGGGUGCAGCUCUGCUUUGUUUGGUGCUAAAUUUGACUAUCAUCAUCCUCUUCAGUUUACCACUCCUCUCUGCACCGGUCUGCCAAGAAAAGAAAUGCCGUAAAAGUCCAAAGAAAACCUCAGCCAAGGUGUGCCCCUGCUGCUAAAUCUCCUACUUCAUAAAUCCCAGCAGAGGGAUCCCAGCUGGUCAUGAGACACACAGACAUGUAAACAGUGUGGAUUAUGGGUGAUAUAAAACAUUGCAAAGAGCACUCCUGAGCUAAGAGGAGCUGAUGUAAUGUUUAGAUGAAUGAUGACUGGCAGUCUGCACUAAACUCAUGGUGGUAUUUGGCCUUCAGACAUCGCUGUGGUGACUGCUGGUAGGUGUGGGAGUAAACUGAAAAAAAAGGGCAUCAUUUGCACAAAUAUGCAACAGAAAUGUGACAAUAACUGUGUUACUGUAAUAAGAAAUGAAUCUAAAUGUUUCUUAGGAAACUUUUCCGAUAAAAAGCCACUAAUGUAGCAGGUUAGCUACAUUAUGAGACAGUGCUUUAUACAUUAUAGAAACUAUAAAAUUCUAAAUGUAAAUUUAACUUUAAAUUGCUGCAUGAAGUGCUGCAUUUAGAAACUGUACCUUUUCAUAUUUAUAAUGCUUGUGCUUGUACAAAGCCUAUUGGAUUGUACUGAGUAAAAGCAGUGUGACAGCCACGCACAUCAAACAUAAAGACAAAAGAGGCAGUUAUGACAAGGAAAGACAAAUAAUUUGCUUUGAACUGCCUGCAAAGUAGCAACUUAACAGAUUUAAAGUUUCAUUACUGAUGACUUGAGAUAUUUUAAACAAAUGAAUUUUUUUCAGAUUAGUUUAUUUCCCUCACGUGAUUGCUGUUUCUGUACCAGUAGACAUUGUCACAUUGUUCCUUUGCAAAACUGAAAGUAUUUAAGUACAAUGUUAUUUAUUUUAUUUUUUUUUGGAAUAAAC
Seriola dumerili (greater amberjack) is the source of this 1922-nucleotide messenger RNA. RefSeq names its product progestin and adipoQ receptor family member 5 (gene paqr5b). The transcript has 8 exons. Gene Ontology annotation, cellular component: membrane. NCBI's taxonomy places the organism in Eukaryota, Metazoa, Chordata, Actinopteri, Carangiformes, Carangidae. The coding region runs from base 28 to 1110 and encodes 360 amino acids. Gene Ontology annotation, molecular function: signaling receptor activity. The record is from RefSeq and is a predicted model, not a curated record.